Molecule: messenger RNA, 1708 nt
Organism: Triticum dicoccoides
Lineage: Eukaryota; Viridiplantae; Streptophyta; Magnoliopsida; Poales; Poaceae
Exons: 3
Coding region: 1-1386 (461 amino acids)
Molecular function (GO): protein binding
Source: RefSeq, a predicted model, not a curated record
AUGAAAGAGAGCGAGGACGGCGGCCGCCGCCGCCGCAGGCCCCAAACCCAGGCGAGUGACGAGGCCGUCGGAGUGACCCGCCGCCAUCCCCAGCUUCACGCGAGCGAGGAGGUUGCCGGAGUGGCUCGCCGCCGCCCCCGUUCCCAGAUCCGCGCGACUAGCGAGGGCGCUGAAGUGAUCUGCCGCCGCGGAGUCUUCCCGCCGGCGCUGGCGUCGCCGAUCGAAGACGACGACCUCCUGAGGGAGAUCCUCCUUCGUCUCCCGCCGCAGCCCUCCUUGCUCGUCCGGGCCUCCGCGGUCUGCAAGCAGUGGCGGUGCGCGGCCACCGACCCCAAGUUCCUCCGCCGCUUCCGCCUCCACCACCGGAAGCCGCCCCUCCUCGGCCUCUUCCACCGCCGCAAGGAUGAUAUCGUCUUCACCCCCGUCAUGGACCGUCCCGACCGAAUCCCUCCAAGUCGUUUCGACCUGCAUCUCCUGGACACCGACAGCCACAACAUGUGGAUGGUGGAACUGCUUGAUUGCCGCCACGGCCGCGUCCUUCUCAUGGACACACUAUGGGAUGAGGUCAUCAUGUGCGAACCUAUCACCGGCGAGCAGCACCGCUUGACCGUUCCGGCAGAGUUCGUAAGGAACCGGUUCACCGGGGCUGUGCUCUGUGCUGCCAUCGACCAUGACCACGUGCACGGAAGCUGCCACUUGAGCCCAUUCAAUGUGGUGUUGAUCUCCGUUUUCGGAGGGAAUAAUCAACCUAUCGCGUGUGUUUACUCCUCGGAGAUUGGUGAAUGGGGUGAUAUCAUUCCAUCAACCGUUUCAUUUGAGCUUUUUUACGAACAUACCCCUGGGUUGCUUGUUGGUAAUGCCCUUUACUGGUUGUUGGAUUCUAUAGGCAAUGAUAUACUUAAGUUUGAUUUGGAUGAGCAGAGCCUAGCUGUGAUUAGGGGGCCUCCUCUUACAAAUGAUUUUCGCCAUGGUAGUCAUUGCAUCAUCCAGGCUGGGGAUGGCGUGAUUGGGUUCGCCAUAUUGUCUUACCCUCACUUACAAAUGUGGCAGAGGAAUAUCAAUUUUCAUGGUGUUGCCACAUGGGUGCUAUGGAAAACAAUUGAUAUGCGUAUGAUUAUUGGGCUCCCUAAACAGAUUCAAGGAAAGAGGGCAGUUGUGAGACGUAUAUUGGGAUCCCUUGAGGAUAGUGAUGAAAUACUUCUAUCUGUGGGCCGUGGUGCCUAUAAGGUUCAACUUAAGUCGAUGAAGCCUAAAAAACUUUGUGAAAACGGUUAUUUAACUCGCUAUCAUUCUUUCACCAGUUUCUAUCCUCCAGGCACAUCUAUUGCUGGUGGAUUUGAUGGAGCUGACAUGAUGCAUGAUACACAAGGUGAUAGUUUGGUUUGAUCUUCUAAUGUGCUGAAAUGGUAACAGGUGAAGAAGGGCUGCUGCAGAUGUUAGUUGUCACUGAAUUUGUCGCAUUCCAUAAAUGCCGUCGGCAGUGUUUAUAUGUUACCUAAAACAACUUACUGUGUCUUAUUCUAGCCAAGUCUCUAUAAUGUAGCAAGAUGCUUUUGAAUACCUGAUCCAGGGAAUUUCAACUUACUAGCAUUGUAUCAAGUCGGAUUUCGUGGUCUUGUUAGUUGUUUGUGCUUGGCAGCUCUUGUGUUGAGCCAUGAUAGUUUCAGCGUCAUGUAUCACCGAAACGUGUUUGUUUGAGUGUGCUUGU